This is a messenger RNA of Harpia harpyja (harpy eagle), 574 nucleotides long. It is a transcript of the gene RPL39, whose product is annotated as ribosomal protein L39. Gene Ontology annotation, molecular function: structural constituent of ribosome. NCBI's taxonomy places the organism in Eukaryota, Metazoa, Chordata, Aves, Accipitriformes, Accipitridae. The transcript is spliced from 3 exons. The coding region runs from base 130 to 285 and encodes 51 amino acids. Gene Ontology annotation, cellular component: cytosolic large ribosomal subunit; ribosome. The record is from RefSeq and is a predicted model, not a curated record. Gene Ontology annotation, biological process: translation.
GCCCGCCGGGCCGCUAGGGGGCGCCGUGGCCGCGGAGCCCGCGCCGCCCCCGCCUCUCUGGCCGCCUUCCCCCGCCCCUUCCGUCUCUUCCGCCGCCGCCAUCGCCGAGACGCCGGGCAGCUCCGCGCCAUGUCGUCUCACAAGACGUUCAAGAUCAAACGCUUCCUCGCGAAGAAGCAGAAGCAGAACCGGCCUAUCCCGCAGUGGAUUCGCAUGAAAACGGGCAAUAAGAUCAGGUACAACUCCAAAAGGAGACACUGGAGAAGGACCAAACUGGGCUUGUAAGAGAGACUGUCUCCUGGGAACUCUAAUAAACACGUGUCUUUCUGCGUCAGAUUGAUACACCCAUAUGCUGUUCGGCGACCCCCAAGCAAUUCCUUCUGUAGUGUUGGACUGCAAUCCCCAGUAUUUGGUUUUUUAUGAGCUAGUCUGGGUUAUUGAUGUUAACUGGGAAAAUCUUGAAGUAAUUUGCAUCUGAAACAUGAAGACUGUGUUCUAUUAGUGUUCUUUCUUUCAGGCAUCAUCAUGAGUAUUGACAGUGUACAGGCUUACUAAUAAAUAUGGACCUGAACGA